CCUGGGCCGGAAGUCAGGACGCGGGGUCGGAAGCUGUAAGCCGAACGAUCGGAAUUCUGCCUGCGGGUGGACGGCGGUUGGGGGCCGUUGCGGGCUGUGGCUCUGCACCUCCGGCUCCGAAUGGAGGCGGGGUCUGGUCCCGGUUCUGGGCUCUGCUGCAAGCCUGGCGGGCGACUGGAUAUGAACCACGGCUUCGUGCACCAUAUCCGACGGAACCAGAUCGCCCGGGACAACUACGAUAAGAAGGUGAAGCAGGCGGCCAAGGAGAAGGUGAGGAGAAGACACACGCCCGCGCCGACGCGGCCCCGGAAGCCAGACCUGCAAGUGUACCUGCCGCGACAUCGAGAUGCCUCUACCCACCAAGGCAACCCAGACUAUGAAGAGUCCUGUGAAAGCAGCAGUAGUGGUGGCUCUGAGCUGGAGCCUUCUAGCCAUCAGCUCUUCUGCUUAGAAUAUGAGGCGGACAGUGGAGAGGUCACAUCAGUUAUCGUGUAUCAGGACGAUGACCCAGGAAAGGUGAGUGAGGAGGUGUCAGCACACACAGCUCUGGACCCACUCAUGCGAGAGGCCCUCAAGUUGCGUAUCCAAGAGGAGAUUGCAAAGCGCCAGAGCCGACACUGACCUGAUUGAAGGCAUUCUCUCCAGGCUGGAAUUUGCUGCUCUUCGACGAAUUCUCCCAUGGAGCUCAACCUUAGUCUGGGGGGGUGCCAGAACCAGUUUGAUCUUGAGAUCGGUGCUGCAUCCAUAAGAGUGUUACAGGACUACACCUGGCAUCCCUUGCAGCCAUUCUUUCUUAUAUGUUGGCCCAUUUGCCUAGCCUAAAAUUCUGGAACUUUCUGAGAAUUUUGUUUAGCUAACUUCGUGAUUUGGAAGCAGAGACUCCAGGGAGAGCCAGGGUUUGUGAAAGUUCAUGUCAACGUGGUGCUUUCUCACUAAGAUCAUAUGCCUGGCCACUACUAUUUUGCCCAGCUCCAUGAGCCAUAUUUGUUAUUUUUGGUUCUUUUUGUGCGUGCUUCUGCUCUUCUAUCCAUAUUUUCCUUGACCUUUUUUUUUUUUUUUAAGCUUUUUUUCUUUUCC
Nycticebus coucang (slow loris) is the source of this 1077-nucleotide messenger RNA. RefSeq names its product chromosome 4 C2orf68 homolog (gene C4H2orf68). Lineage: Eukaryota; Metazoa; Chordata; Mammalia; Primates; Lorisidae. The coding region runs from base 121 to 621 and encodes 166 amino acids. The record is from RefSeq and is a predicted model, not a curated record. The transcript has 4 exons.